Messenger RNA from Perca flavescens (yellow perch), 477 nucleotides. RefSeq names its product fer3-like protein. Gene Ontology annotation, molecular function: DNA-binding transcription factor activity, RNA polymerase II-specific; RNA polymerase II transcription regulatory region sequence-specific DNA binding; protein dimerization activity. The record is from RefSeq and is a predicted model, not a curated record. The coding region runs from base 1 to 477 and encodes 158 amino acids. NCBI's taxonomy places the organism in Eukaryota, Metazoa, Chordata, Actinopteri, Perciformes, Percidae. The transcript has a single exon. Gene Ontology annotation, biological process: developmental process; regulation of transcription by RNA polymerase II.
AUGGAGGACCGCUUAGUAGAAUCCACGCUAAUAGAUUUUGUCAGUGACAUGAACCUGAUGGAGUUUCCGCAAAAGUGCACUUUGGAACCGAAACGGCAGGAUGAUAAUGAUGACGCAUCUAGCGUGGACAACCAGACACGGCUGAGCGACUCGCCCUGGAGCGACCUGGAAAACGCGGACCUGGAAAACGCGGAGCUCUGCACCGAGCAUCUAGUGAUGGGCGCACCGAGGUACUGCAGCCGUGGGGCGCACGGGCAUCACAGCAAGUCCAAACGUAGGAGGAUCAUCACUGUGGUCCAGCGGCAGGCGGCCAAUGUGCGGGAAAGGAAGCGGAUGUUUAGCCUGAAUGAGGCGUUUGAUGAACUGAGGAGGAAAGUCCCCACAUUCGCCUACGAGAAGAGACUGUCCCGUAUCGACACACUCCGUCUGGCCAUCGUCUACAUCUCCUUCAUGACGGACCUGCUGGAGAACACCUGA